Molecule: messenger RNA, 495 nt
Organism: Protopolystoma xenopodis
Lineage: Eukaryota; Metazoa; Platyhelminthes; Monogenea; Polystomatidea; Polystomatidae
Source: the annotation of a GenBank genome assembly
AAGACAGGCAUUCAUCAUCUUAAGCCUAGUCAGCGUCUCGGCUACAUCCACCCGUCUGGUACAGGAUUCUCUGGCUAUCGCCAGGCCCAAGGAAAGAGACCUCGCUUAGGCUUUGGUAGAUCAGGUGGAAAGGAGGAUUGCGAUGAAAUUUCCUCGGCAGCGAUUGAUGAAAAUGAAAUUCACAAUAUAUUUGUAAGAAUCCUCGGGUCGGAUUUAGAAAAUCUCGUCUACCACCUGGUAACUUGCUUCAUUUUGUUCUACUCUGGUCAAUUAAAGGGUGUUUGCCAUCUUCUGAACUCAUUGCAUCUAGUUGAAGCUAAAUUCAAGGCUGGCUGUGGACAAAGUCUAUUAGAAGAUUUUGAAUUGCCAAAUACAUCUAUGUCGGUUAGACUCAGAAAGGAAUGGGAGGAGCUGACUUCUUCUCCAACAGUUGCAAAGAAGCUCAGCGAAAUGCGCAUAUUUAUCGGUCAUUAUCACAAUAUUCUACAUCAGUAA